UGAAAAAUUUAUAUAGAGGAAGAAAGAAAACGUUGAAAACAUAAGAUAUAUCAAGUGAUUCUUUGGAGUUUCUUUUGUUGAAAAAAUGGAGAUAAAAAUGGAGGCAAUAGGCAGUGGAGGUAAUAAAGAAACAGAACCCAUCUUAGGGCUGGUUAGUGAAAUCAGAAGGACUUUGAUGAGGGCAUGGACUGAGCGGUGGUCUGAAGUACAAUUUGGUGUACAGUUAAAACGUAUUUUAGCCAGUCAUUCUGAUGAAGAUGUUGAUUUGGCGGAAAUCCUGUUACAGUUGGCACUAGUUGGAAGCAGUCCAAAAUCUCUAUUAUUGGAUUAUUUAAAACAUAUUGUUCUGUCACAGGUAGUACCACACAGUGUAAUGUUUAAACAUAUCUCCACUUAUGAUGAUCUUAGUAAACCUUACUGUAUCAUGGCUUUAAUAGACUUAGCUGAAACAUUUGCCACCAAAAUAAGUUUCAGCUAUGGAAUGGACAGUUCUCUACAGAUGUGUAAGUCAUUAUUAAUGCUAGUUCAUUGGCUGUUAAAUCAUGUGUAUAGAUGCCUACAGAAAACACAGGAGGGAAAAUCUACACCAGAAAUCCCCAGUAUUAUUGAUAGAGCCAGUUCUGCUAUACAGAAAACAGUUGAUAAGAAAACAGUGUGUACGUUAUUACAGAUAGCACGGGCUGAGACUGCAGAUAAAUAUCGUGAAUUUGAACAAUGUGAAGUAAACGUACGAGGAACACUGUCUCAGUUAUCACAGUCAACUGGUAUUUUACCAUCAACUACGGUAGAGAAAGUCUCAGAUAUGUUGACAUCACUGGCUCAAUUACAAGAUAUGACGUUACCAUGUGAACAUGAAGAAGGUCCACUUAAAUUAAAACUCAGUUCUACAGUAAAUACUCUAGUAGGACUAGAAGCUGUGUUAAAUGCUACUAAUCAGUUACAGCCAUUUGUAGAUCAGACAUUGGUGUUAGCUCGACUAACAUCGUUUGAGAAGCUAUCGUGGCCAGAAUUGUAUGUUGAAAUAUUUAGAGCGUGUUUUAUGGGAGUGAUAGACACCCCAAAUGAUUCCCAUGAAGAGUUGAAAUGGGCUUCCUUUACAUUCCUCAAGAUACCACAGAUUAUACAGAAGUUACAAGUCCAUACUAUUGGUAGAGAUGUCACUGUUGAUUUGGAACAGAGUUUUGAGUUACUGUUAAACUAUCCUAAUUUAUUAGACUUAGCAGACGCCAAACAAAAGUGUGACUCAGUAGAACAAUUAAUACAAGGUUGUAUCAAACUAAAUUUACUCUCUGAUAGACAUAAACAAAGAAUCAUGCAGAAAAGAGACAACGAGAGAGGUCGAGCUUUAGAAAGAUCGUCCAGUCAAACUAACAGUAUAGUCAUUUUACGUGCCGAGGCUACAGUCCUCUCCAUUCUUAAGGUAGAGACAUUAGAUACAGACUAUCAGAAGAGCCAGGAACCAUUGUUAAGUGUUUUGUGUCAGAUGACGUCUGGCAAGAGUUUUGAGAUUAUAUUAGCAGCAGCAGCUUCUAUGGGGGAACUACAGAAUUUUUCUAUCAAACUGAUCAAAGUCAAUGAAUUUGCCCGUCAUUCUACAGGAGAAGGUGGAAAAGCUUCACAAACCAGAGCUUCACUGUUUGAUGUUACAUUUUUAAUGUUGUGUCAUAUUGUACAACACUAUGGUCUAGAGACAUUGCAGUCUAGACAUAAGUUAUGUCAUAUUGUACAACACUAUGGUCUAGAUGUAAUUUCUGUCAUUGUACAACACUAUGGUCUAGAGACAUUAACUUCAAACCAUAAAGAUACAUCAGAGACCUUUUUUGUUCAAUGGGCACAGAGAUGGUUUCCUGAGGAGGGCAAAUAUAAAAAUAUAGAAAACUGUAGUCCAUUAGAUCAAAAUAAAGUGGAACCAUUGAUGAAGCUAUUUUUAACUUCUGGAGAACUCAGAACUAGUCUAACACGAUGGCAUGAAGUUUGUUUAAAUACACCAUUUGCUAUACAAGAAAUUUUAUUUGCGUGGGAACAUGGUGCGAUAAAUAUUGAUCAGGUGAAGACAGUGCUGGACAAUGUAAAAAGUUGGAUGUGUUGUUUACCAGUAGUUGUUAGUUGUUGGUUGUGUUGUUAUAUUAAUACUGCGGACUAUGACCGACGUAUUAAACCAUUGUUCAUGUUAGAACAGUUAAUGACUAUUACUAAUCAAGCUGAAUCAACUCAACUCAAUGAUAGGUAUCAGUUUAUGAAAACAGUCAUUGAGCUACUAUCUCAAGAGGUUCUCCCAGCCAAUCACACUUAUCGUAACAUCAGUAAACAAUAUAUUCCAGCCAAUGAGCCUCCAGCUAUCAUAUUUAAACAAACUCUUCACAAUAUCUUCAGUAAAGGCUGGGUCAAUCUAAAAAGCCUGCAUACACUAGAACAGGUGUUAAAUCUGUGUGGCUGUGAUUGGUUUUGUGAUCAAAUUGUAAACCAUAUGUUAGAAACUAAUAAAACAGAUGAACUAUGUACUGCAGUUAGUCUCGUAUUUGCGUUAUUCCAUAUGGAUUUAGAAAACCUUACAUUAAGUUUAUUGGUAAAGACCCUACCAAGCAUCUUACAUUCAGCUGAUAGAACCCAUUUAAUGAUCGAUCCCCGAGGCUAUACGCUAGCUAGACUAGCUGUACUCUGUAUUACUGCCUCUAAUGUCAACAGAGGAGGACAAAAAGAGCCCUAUGUACGAGUUGGAAGGAAAAGAUCUAGAAUUGAAGUUGAUAUAGAGGAUAUUGAUGACAGUGAAGCCAGACCGUCUAAAAUAAGAAAAAUAAGUGAACCUCAAUUAACUUUACAUUCUGAAGAUUUUACUUUUGAUGACCUGAAUACAAGGGAAGAUGGUGAAGUUAUACCAACAUUUGAUACAAAAGAACCUUUAAAUAAAGCUCUAGUCAAUUUGUUUCGGCUAAUGAAUGCCAGUAUUCAUGAUCAACGUGUUACAACUAGAACCAGUUUUAUACGAUCCUUUAUAGAGGAAACUUUACGCUGUGGACCACAAUAUUAUAGAUUUAUUUUACAGUUUAUGCCUGCAAAUAUGCUGGCCCAGUUAAUGAAGACCAUGCCUGGUAUAUUUCAAAAUGAACAAAUCAUCCAUAUCUGUGACCUGUCUACACUUGGUGGUCGUAAACUAGCUGCUAAAGCUGUCUGUCACAAUUCUUAUUUAAAAGUCUGCUCAUAAAUAAAAACUUUUUGAUAAUG
Messenger RNA from Lottia gigantea (owl limpet), 3222 nucleotides. RefSeq lists its product as hypothetical. The transcript is spliced from 24 exons. Gene Ontology annotation, cellular component: mediator complex. Gene Ontology annotation, molecular function: transcription coregulator activity. The record is from RefSeq and is a predicted model, not a curated record. Lineage: Eukaryota; Metazoa; Mollusca; Gastropoda; Lottiidae. Bases 86 to 3202 code for a protein of 1038 amino acids.